GUUGCUGAAUAUGUGUCUUAUUCUUUUCAGGACUCCCCACCAAAGCCAGAUGUGGAGCAGAAGCUCCGCUCCGCCUCCAGCGUGGAUGAACUGAUGAGUCUCAUUUAUCCGUCGUAUUGGGCUGCUCUUAAGUGCAGAUCCAAGAUGUCUGCGGCCAAACUGUCCCUGCGGCCGCAACUUCACCGACUGAGGCCUCUGACUGAAGCAGAGGAGCUGACAUAUGGUGCCGCCUACCUCAAUCUAGAUGUCCUGAAAAGUAUAGAGUUGGAGUGGAGGAGAACUCAGUGCAUGCCCAGGGAAGUGUGUGUCGAUGUGGGCAGGGAGUUCGGAGCUCCUACCAACAUAUUCUAUAAACCGCCUUGUGUGUCCGUGUACAGAUGUGGAGGAUGCUGCCACUCUGAAGACAAACAGUGCAGGAACAUCUCCACUGGUUACCUCAGCAAAACUCUGUUUGAAAUCUCGGUGCCGAUCAGCCAAGGCACCAAGCCGGUGACCAUCAGUGUGGCCAACCACACCCAGUGCAGCUGUCUGUCCAAGCUGGAUGUUUACAAGCAGGUUCACAGCAUCAUCAGGAGAUCCCUGCCGGAGUGCCCAGUUGCCAAUAAGACGUGUCUCCCUGGUCAGGCUUGGAGCUCCGGGCUAUGCCAGUGUAGCUCGGCUGCCAGUGUGAACCAACCCCCUUUACCACCACCACCUCCUUCAUGGCAGCCGCAACAGAACCUCGACAUCUUCUCUGCAGAUGUGUGUGGCUCCGAUAAGGAGCUGGAUGUAGAGACCUGUCAGUGUGUGUGUCGGCGUAGGGAUCCCAGUGACGGCUGUGGGCCCCAACCAACAUGUGGACGCAACACCUGCCAGUGCGUCUGCAGCACCGCCUUCACCCCAUCCUGUCCAGUCAACCACGUCUUCAGCACAGACACCUGUCAGUGUGUGUGUGCCCGGACGUGUCCGAGGCACCAGCCGCUCAACAGAACCAAGUGUUCCUGUGAAUGUAUUGAAUCACCAAACAAGUGCUUCCUGAAAGGACGGCGCUUCCAUGUAGCUACCUGCAGCUGUGUUCGACCUCCCUGCGAGGUCAGAAGGCGAAGGUGUGAACCAGGAUUCUCCUUCAGCGAGGAAGUGUGUCGCUGCAUCCCAUCCCACUGGAGGCGGCUGGACUGACCGUCCCCAAGAGACCUGCUGGUUAUCAGCUGUGAUGGCAGCUAAGUGUGUAAUACCUUGAUGGGUAUGUAAAGGCCUGAAUGACUGGAGCGCAGAUAUGGAACCUGGUGAAUUGUGGGAAAUACACUGACUCUGCUUUGAGGAUGUUUAAUUGGGAGCGUGACUGAUUCAAGCCCUGGACUAAAAGAGACACACUCACAACUUUUUCUGUGUUCUUGUAUUAAUUUUGUCUCUAUGUUUUUAUGUCAGAUAUUGAUUAUAUAAUUUAUUAAAUAUUAUUUCAUGAA
Messenger RNA from Betta splendens (Siamese fighting fish), 1445 nucleotides. Its product is annotated as vascular endothelial growth factor C-like. Lineage: Eukaryota; Metazoa; Chordata; Actinopteri; Anabantiformes; Osphronemidae. Gene Ontology annotation, molecular function: growth factor activity; vascular endothelial growth factor receptor 3 binding; chemoattractant activity. The record is from RefSeq and is a predicted model, not a curated record. Gene Ontology annotation, cellular component: membrane. Gene Ontology annotation, biological process: positive regulation of mast cell chemotaxis; vascular endothelial growth factor receptor signaling pathway; positive regulation of angiogenesis.